Molecule: messenger RNA, 3200 nt
Organism: Mesoplodon densirostris (Blainville's beaked whale)
Lineage: Eukaryota; Metazoa; Chordata; Mammalia; Artiodactyla; Ziphiidae
Gene: ARFIP1
Product: ADP ribosylation factor interacting protein 1
Exons: 10
Coding region: 275-1483 (402 amino acids)
Biological process (GO): regulation of Arp2/3 complex-mediated actin nucleation; intracellular protein transport
Cellular component (GO): trans-Golgi network membrane
Molecular function (GO): phospholipid binding; protein domain specific binding
Source: RefSeq, a predicted model, not a curated record
CCCCUCACUUCCGGCUCCACUGCUCGCGGUGUUGGAGCUGUAGGCCUGGUGGAGGUGCCGCCGGUCCGAGUGUCCUCGGCGGUUGGUCAGUGUGAGGCUGUGACAGCUCUGUUGUUCCCCGCCCCCGAGGAGCCGAGGUGCGUGGGAGAAGGGGAGGAAGGAAAAGGCCCGGGUCGUGUUUCCGCUCACUUCUUGCCAGGGCUGAGGCGACUCCGGAGAGCAGAGGCAGGGAUAAUCCUCGACGUGAGAGCUGCCGGCUUCCCUGCAGACAGGUAUGUCUGACUGCAGCAAUGAUACUACAACUCUUGGUACAUCUAAGCCAGCCACAGAAGAAGUCAAGUCUAAUUCUGAGGAGUGUACUAUGGCUCAAGAAUCUCCAAAAAAUUCAGCAGCAGAAAUUCCAGUGACUAGUAAUGGAGAAGUUGAUGACUCUCAUGAACAUGGCUUUAAUAGGGAUUUGAAGCGUUCAUUACCAGCUGGACUUGGUCUCUCAGAAACCCAAAUCACAUCUCAUGGCUUUGAAAGUACCAAAGAGGGGGUUAUUGAAGCAGGAGCAUUUCAAGGUUCCCCAGCACCACCACUGCCGUCUGUUAUGUCUCCUAGCAGGGUGGCAGCUAGUCGACUGGCUCAACAAGGAAGUGAUUUAAUGGUUCCUGCAGGUGGCCAGAGAACGCAGACAAAAAGUGGACCAGUUAUUCUAGCAGAUGAAACUAAAAAUCCUGCAAUGGAAAAGUUAGAACUUGUUAGAAAAUGGAGUCUAAAUACCUACAAGUGCACUCGACAAAUUAUCUCUGAGAAGCUGGGCCGUGGAUCAAGAACUGUGGACCUUGAACUUGAAGCUCAGAUUGAUAUAUUAAGAGAUAACAAGAAAAAAUACGAAAAUAUUCUAAAACUGGCUCAGACAUUGUCAACCCAGCUUUUCCAGAUGGUGCAUACCCAAAGGCAACUCGGAGAUGCAUUUGCUGACCUGAGUUUGAAGUCACUAGAACUGCAUGAAGAAUUUGGCUAUAAUGCAGAUACACAGAAACUGCUGGCUAAAAAUGGAGAAACUCUUCUAGGAGCCAUUAAUUUUUUCAUUGCCAGUGUGAACACUUUGGUGAAUAAAACAAUUGAGGAUACAUUAAUGACUGUGAAACAGUAUGAAAGUGCCAGAAUUGAAUAUGAUGCAUAUCGUACUGAUUUGGAAGAACUGAAUCUUGGACCACGUGAUGCAAACACUUUGCCAAAGAUUGAGCAAUCACAGCAUUUGUUCCAAGUACAUAAGGAAAAAUACGAUAAAAUGCGCAACGAUGUUUCUAUCAAGUUGAAAUUUCUAGAAGAAAAUAAGGUUAAAGUGUUACACAAUCAGCUGGUCCUUUUCCACAAUGCCAUUGCCGCUUACUUUGCUGGGAAUCAGAAGCAGCUUGAACAGACACUUAAACAGUUCCAUAUCAAAUUGAAAAAUCCUGGAGUGGACACCCCGUCUUGGCUUGAAGAACAGUAAAAUCGCACCUGGAAAAAAAGAGAAAGUCACAUUGUUAUAUUUCUAAACAAACCUAAUAAGAGUUAAGCAGAGUUGGGGGAAGAGGGAAAGGGUGACAACGAUUGUAGUGAUUCUUGCACAAACAGCUUUAAUUUUUCCCUUUUUUCAUACUUUUAACAAUUGAACUGUUAAAUUUUAUGGGAAGGUGGGUGGUUUUAAUGUAAACAUAAUUUCUAUAAUCUAAACACAAUAAUUUUCCUUUUUGAGAAAUCCUUUUGUAUUGUGAGGGUUGAUGGCUAUUUCUGUAGUUUGAAAACACUUAAUAUAGAUUUGCACUGACAAGAUAAAAAUUCAAGGUUUUGGGUCCUGCAAAUGAGGACCAGUUGUACCUUUUCCGAAGGGAGGUUUACAUGAUUUGUAUCAACAUCAGAUAUUUUAUAUAUGAAGAUAUUAAAUAUCUUUAAGAGAUUCGUUUUCAUGUAUUGUCUUAAAGAAAAAAGAAGCUAUUUUGCAGAGUAAAAUUAUAUGGUGUUCCUGCAGCAUCCACAGAGAGGUGGCAGCUUUAGUGAAUGACUGAUUGGCUUGUGGAGCUGUGGCAGAUGCCUUUUUAGAAAUGAAUCUGUACCAUUAUGAUUUUGUUUGAGACUUUUUCUUAAAGACGCAGGCAUCACACUGUCAUUUCUGUGAGGCUUUUGAACUUACGAAUUUGCGUCACCCAAAGUCAUGGAGCCUUUAUGUUAGCCAUUUCUUUGAUUCAUAAUGAAACCUGCUGAAGAGAAUUUUUUUGACAGGUAGACUUGGGAAUAGAAAUUCUCCGUGGUUUAUAGAGUAGAACUCUGUGCUUGGAAAGCUAGUUUUCGGGUAAGUUCCACUUUGACAGAAGUGAAUUCCUAGACAGCUUUCAUUGACUUCUAUGUGUAACAAUACCGGUUAAGCCUUAAAUCACAGAUAUGUGCCUUCUCAGAUACAGUAAUUCUCAUUCAACCAAUGUACAUAAAUCCAUAAAGAAGCCCCUUUCAAAUAAUGUUUGAUGUGUCUGUUACUUCCUUGCAAAGGAGCACUGUGUAUAAAUGUUGAGUUUCUUUGUGUUUGUUAAGCCACAUUUAAGGUUUAUGGAGAAGUCAACUCUAGAAUUUGCUGUUUGGUUUUUCUUCAUUCCUUUUGCAGAAUGGGAAGACAGAGGACUUCUUUUCAUUUGAUUAAAGGAAAGGUGACGUGGGUCCGUGUGGUGGUAGCCAGAAGAAGGGGGCUGGAAGGGCCAGUGCUGUUUCAGUUGCUCAGUGCCUUUGGUUUUGUGUUACGUGGUCGGCCUGUCUGCUGUGUGGUGUUAUCAGUAAUGUAAUCCUUUUAAAAUAUAAGUUCUCUUGAUUUUUGACAUAGACAUAAAUUAAUAUUUUGAGAGGUAUCUCUUCUCCUGUUCAUUUCUUUUGUGUUGAAGUGAAGUACUUAAAAUUACUGUUAUACAUAAACUUUGUGGACUGUAAGAUUUGUUAUAUAUGUUCAAAUGCCAUUUAGCUGGCUUUUUAAUUAAUAUGCCUGUUUUCAGUGCUUAACACAAUGUAAUGUGACUAUAAAUCAUAAACCUAUUUUAAAUCAUUCCCUCCUGUAUAUUUGUACUCUGAGAGAGCCUUAUUUUAUUCUUCCAGCAGAAUUACUACUUGUGAUAGUUCAUUUACAUUCCCCAGAAUGUGCCUCUGGUGUGAAUUUUGUAUUCUUAUUAAAAGUGUUUGCUUCAGUA